UUCACGCAUCAUAGACUUCCACCAGCCCACUGGUACUGCUGGCACCCACCCCCUGCUGUUUGAUUGGAUCAAACAGUACUUCUGUCAGUCCAGCAGGAGCAACAGACUGCCCCCCAAACUCAUCCAGACCGGCCUGCCCCCACUUUACCUGCAACACCAAGGUCAUAGCCGCACUGUUGUGGGUUUGGAGCAGAAAAAAAAAGGAAGCUUCUGCCUCCUGGUCCUGGAUCCUGGUUCUUCUGUGUCGGACAGCAGGAAGUUGCUGAGAAGGGACACCUGGUCCACAGGGGUCCGUCUUAUCAGGAAGUUCCCCCACAGCCUAAAGCACCGACAGUACCAGCUGGUAUCAGUGCAGGGUGUUCUGUCUCCAGAAGACAAACAGAUGAAAAUCUUAAAUUCCAGGACAUUAAGAGCUGAAAGGAUCCCAUGAACCUUAUCUCCUCCUUUCCAGCUAACAUAUUGUUGAUUUUAUCUUGUGUUUUUGCUAAUAAAAGUAAUUUGAAACAGUGUUUUUUUUGCAACAGUUAUUUGUUAACGUCCAUGUAAACAUCAAACAACUUUGUCAACCAGACUUCUAACCUUGUACAUUUUUAAACUUCUGUAAAAAAAUUUUAAUCUUCUGCAUUAACUGUUUAUUUCUUUAUAAAUAGUUCUAAAAGAUAGUGUGUUCAUUUGUCAAAUCAGUUUGAAUUAAAUUCUGUAUGAGAGAGUAACUUAUGGAAAUGUGCGCCUCCAUGUUUUUGGAAAAACUUGAGUUUUUAUCUGUCUGUAUUCAUGCAAAGUUAAUAAAUUUCAUGUAAUUUA
Messenger RNA from Austrofundulus limnaeus, 804 nucleotides. It is a transcript of the gene zup1, whose product is annotated as zinc finger containing ubiquitin peptidase 1. NCBI's taxonomy places the organism in Eukaryota, Metazoa, Chordata, Actinopteri, Cyprinodontiformes, Rivulidae. The record is from RefSeq and is a predicted model, not a curated record.